AUGGCGUCAAAGUUGGUAUCUUCCCUUUCAUGGCUGUCCGCCGUCGUCCUCCUGCUGGUCCCCGCAGCCUCCUCUGCUGCCGCCACAAGGGGGGGCACCAACCCCUUCUUCUUCGACCGUCGGAGCUUCGCCUACACUGCGAAGACCUCCCACGGCAGCUUCAAGGCCCUCCACGCCUUCUCCGGCCGCACCCAGCUCCGCGGCGGCGCCACAGAUAGCUACCGCCUCGGCCUCCUCCGCGCUGCCCCCCGCACCUUCGUCCUCCCCAGCCACUGGGACGCCGACGAGCUCCUCUACGUCCUCAAAGGUAUAGAUCUCUCUCUCUCUAGCUACAACUCAACUCCCUCUCUGCAAGUAAGUGUUUGACGCCGUUGCUGAUGUGGGCUUGUCGACGUUGAGGGAGAGGGGUGAUCACGCAGGUGCCACGUGGCAGGGAGGGCGGUGACACGCAGGAGAUCAGCGAGGGGGACGUACUGUGGGUGCCAGCAGGGACGAUGGUCUACCUUCUCAACGCCGACGCGAAGGAGAGCCUGCGGGUCGCGGUCCUACUGAGGACCAUCUCCAGUCCCACCGGCGACUACAUGGUGAAGAAGCUCGGACGCCGUCUAAAAAAGCCCCCAUUUUUCAUAUAAAAAAUCCUUCUUCUCGCACGGAAAACUGCACGUAAAAGAAAAAACGGAUUAUUCUGUUAAGAAAUUGCAGGAAAAAAAUUGGAAACAUAUUUUUAAAUGCCGAAAUGUGGAUCAUUCUGUGCUAAAUAAUUACUAUAUUUAUCAUAUGCUAUGAAAUUUAUUUUUUAAAUAUGAUAAACGUUGAUUUUAGUACUUGGGAAAAAAUGAAAACAUUUUUAUGCCAAAAAUGUGGAUUUUUUUUUGUACUGAAGAAAUACCUUUCAUGAUAUGUUUUUAGAAAUCAUAUUUUUGAAAGAUAAUAACCUUCUGAGGUGUUUGGGGAAAAAGGCCUCGAAAUGAGUGUUCUUUUGGUCUUUAUUGUUGUAGGAAUUCUUUGCAGCCGGUGGCCUGGAGCCCGAAUCCUUCCUCAGAGCAUUCAGCUCCGAGCUCCAAGAGGCUGCUUUCAAUGUUGGUUUCUCUCUCUCUCUCUCUCUCUCUGAACCUUCCCUACUCUCUUUCUUAGAGCAUCCGGAUCGUCACUGCUCGAUAUUCCACAUUCUACGCUCUUGCUCUCUCUUUGAGCAGCCCGGUUCGUCACAUUCUACUCUCAGCAUCUUCUCUCCCCUUCCCUCCCCCUCUCCCUCUCCCUCUUUCUCUCUCUCUCCCUCUCUUUCACUCUCUCUCUCUCUACCUCACUAUACGAUAUGCUAUUCUACUCGCAGAGUCGGAGGGAGGAGCUGGAGAGGAUCCUGGGGCGGCAGCAAAAGGGUGCCUUCGUCAAGGUCACGGAGGAGCAAAUACGGGCCCUGCUGAGCCAUCGGGAGGGAGGCCAGAGCGGCACCCGCAGUCCAUUUCCGCUGCUCUCACAGAAGCCCUCCUACUCGAACGACCGGGGACAGAUGCACGAGGUCACCGCCCGCGAGUACCCCCAGCUCCGGCGACUCGACGUCGUCGUCUCCUUGGCCAACAUCACCGCCGUAAAUCCUUCACUGAAAGAACAGAUUCAUCGGGCCAUACUAAUUCGGUUACCUUUUAAUCAUCAGCGCGGUCUUGCAGGGAUCCAUGGAAGCUCCGUCGUACAACUCGAAGGCGACCAGGAUCGCCCUGGUGAUCUCCGGCGAGGGCUACGUCGAGAUGGUACGGCGGCGCCGCCGCGAGGAAGCAGCGGAAGAGGGCGGCGCGAGGUAUGAGAAAGUGAGGUCGGAGGUGUCCGCCGGGGAGGUGUUCGUGAUCCCCGCCGGCCAACCGGUCGUCACCGUCGCCGCCUCCGGCGGGGAGGGCCUCCAGGUGCUCUGCUUUGGCCUCCAAGCUGAGGAAAACCGCAGGAUCUUCCUCGCAGGUAGGACGACGUCCCCCCGCCAUGAUCCUCCUGCAUAGAGCUCUGCUUCCUCUGAGCUGUGCUGUGGCACUGAGAAUUUUGCAGGAGAGAACGGAGUGUUGAAGGAGCUAGAGAGGGAAACGAAGGAGCUGUCCUUUGGCGCGCCGAGGAAGGAGGUGGAUGAGGUCCUGAACGCCCAGAAGAGGUCCAUCUUCGUGGAAGGUCCCCAGCAGGCGUCGAGGAGAGGGGCCGAGUCGAGGCUCUCGUAG
Molecule: messenger RNA, 2198 nt
Organism: Spirodela intermedia
Lineage: Eukaryota; Viridiplantae; Streptophyta; Magnoliopsida; Alismatales; Araceae
Source: the annotation of a GenBank genome assembly